AUGAAGAUCUUCAUAUAUCUCGCCACCCUCCUCCCCCUCACCCUCGCAUUAACCCAAAUCGAGACCUUCACCGAUGGCGCCUGCAACGGCGCCGGACAAAUUGUCACCAUCCCAGAUGGCGAAGCUUCGCAUUUCCCCAGCGGCUUCAACGCCUUCAAAGUGACAACCCUGGCCUCUCUUUACACAAUCCAACUUUUUCAGCCAUUGAGUGGCAGUGCGGAUCUGUAUCCUUGUCAUCAUCUAGAGUAG
This is a messenger RNA of Bacidia gigantensis, 249 nucleotides long. RefSeq lists its product as uncharacterized. The record is from RefSeq and is a predicted model, not a curated record. NCBI's taxonomy places the organism in Eukaryota, Fungi, Ascomycota, Lecanoromycetes, Lecanorales, Ramalinaceae. The transcript is spliced from 2 exons. Bases 1 to 249 code for a protein of 82 amino acids.